This is a messenger RNA of Labrus mixtus (cuckoo wrasse), 2637 nucleotides long. RefSeq names its product protein ELYS-like. Bases 33 to 2597 code for a protein of 854 amino acids. The record is from RefSeq and is a predicted model, not a curated record. The transcript has 17 exons. NCBI's taxonomy places the organism in Eukaryota, Metazoa, Chordata, Actinopteri, Labriformes, Labridae.
UUCCAUGUAAACAGGCUCAGGCUGAGGGCACCAUGCUGGAUUCAGAGAGCCAGUGGUCAGAGGCGUUUUCCAGCAACAACAUCAGAGCCAUCAUCCGCUGGCUCAGGAAACUUACCGCUGAAGGAGAAGCUGACACAGAGGAAACCCUGCAGGCUUUCAGCUGCUGGGUGCAGAGGACGUCUGAGUUUGUCAAAAAGGAGUUCUUAACCCUUUGCUUCAGCCGUUGUCAUGGCCUGUGGAUGUUUCUGGACCGCAGCUCUUUCUCCAGAGUUCACGUGCUGCUGCAAAAACUGAGGAACCUGCUCACGCUCGCCCAUUGGGCAAGACGGCAGCUCGGCUCUGCACACCUCUGGCACGGUGUUGGGGUCCCAUGUGUGGUCUGCAGGGACACAUUCAGCUCCUCAGAUGUUAAACAGGGCUGCUGGAACAGAGAGCACAGGGCUCUAAAGCAACACAUCUGGCUGGGACGGCUGGUUCAGUGGUGGGGCAUCAUGGGGCUUCUGCCAAAGUACCCCGAGGCUCAUGAGGUGAAACGAAUCACCCAGAUGUGGAGGGACAUGGAUCAAAGCCAUCGGAAAGCCUGUCUAGAGACACCUGGCUUCAAGGCGGGACAAACGGAAAGACUUGUGUCCUUGAUUCAGGGGAUGGUGACUCAGCUGGACAGACAACAUGGCUGCAUGUGGAUAACUGAAGAUUGCACGGAGCAGUACUAUCCUCCUCCGAACCUGCAGGCCCUGCUUAAGCUUGUGAUGGUGCCUCAUAUUGACAACCUGUCCGUCCAAGCUCUUCUCAUGUACUUUGUCCUGGACAUUGCCAAAUUCCUGCAGUGCAAAGACGACCUCCUCCAGUCGUUCUGCAAGGCUUUCACUAUUCCCUCCAGUUCUUCCCAACAGAUCCGAGCUUUCUGGAUGCUAGAUCACGGCCACAUCAAGGCCGCCAUGGAGCUGUUACUGAGUCCCAAAGCUGCUGUCCCUGGGUUCCUGUGGCAGCACCGAUGCAUCAUCCGCUCUCUGCUAACCAGGAAGCAGCCUCAGUUAGCAUUAAGGUACCUUCACUGGGCCAAACCACCAGUACAGAGUGUGGAGGAUGCUAAGCUCUGUGCAAGGGUGCUACUUCAAAACAGCUGUGUGUCUGACGCCUGGACUCUGCUGAAGAGAGGCCACACAGAGAGCGACAACAUGGUGCUGUACUUUCUCCAGGCUUGUAAUGGACUUGGUUUGUGUGCAGAGGCUUUGAAGUACAUUCCUGCAGGAUACGAUGGUGAAGGAGACAGAGUUGAAGAGACUGAGACUACAGGGUCACAGAUGCCACUCAAAGGGAAACAAGAAAGGCUUCCCUGCCCGUUGUCUGCCAAACUGUAUCAGGCUCAGAGUGUCAACACAGUGUCCUCAGAGGAACUGAUCCAACUUCUCAGAGAGGCUGCGAUGGAAGUGAGAAGGCCACAUCCAGGGAUGAGUGAGUGGCUGUGGCCUGAACACACAGAAGAAAAAUCAAACAACAGAGAGAUAUUCCUCUCAACCCAGGCUGUCCAUCGUCUCACCGCUAGCCCAUCCCCCGUGGCUGUACUAGAAGAAACAGAGCAAGCGGCACAUCCAGAUGAGCCAGAAGAGAAACUGCCUCUUCAUAAUCAGCAGCCUGAUGAGUCACAUGUUCACAUUUCCUCCUCUCUGGAUCUGGACUCAGAGUCUCUCUCAUCCUUCACCUCGGCCUCCUCCCUGCCUCUGCUGAGUUGGGGUGCUCCUUAUGUGUUUAAAAGCACCUUGACCAUGCAGAGGAUCUCCUCUCUCCUCGCUGAUGGAGAGAACCAAAGCGGGGACGAGGAAGAUGUUGAGAGAGACAGCAGAACCCCUUCAUCUGCUGAGGCCUUGCCAAGCUGCUCAGAGAUGAUGGUGACACUAGAUGGCGCCACACACCCUGUUUUACUCAGCAGCUUGGACAAAGACGGUCUUUUACUUUCUGCUGAAGAUGUCCCUGAUCUGUUGGCCUCUGCUGUUGCACUUAAGGACCAAUCAGACUGCAUCUCUUCUGACCGCUCACUGAAUAAGGAUGUCAAUGAGAGAGAGAAUGACCAUGACCACGACUGUGCCAUGUUUGAAACCACUCAGGACCUGCUGACUGACCUUCAUCAGAGUCUGCUGCCAGAGGAUCCCCAUGUGAGGGGCUCAAGGGCCUCAGCAGUGACGAGUCUGCAGGAUAUCUCCCUUCAGGUCUCCUGGACCCCCGGCCCAACCUGUGACAUACAAACCACCUCUGCUCCAUCUGACACCACUAAUGAAAGCUCUCCAGGAGCUUACUGUGAUGACCGCUGUGUGGAUCACAGUGAUAUGGGGAACUUGUUGAAACAGGAGCAGGAAAAAGGUGGAGCAGCAAUUAAGUCAGAUAAUAAGACUCCUCCUCUUACACUGUGCCAACCAUUCUCCCAAAGUCUGCUUAACUUUAUGGACUUCACUGCAAAGCAAAGAGGAGAAAACAAAGAAGGCACACAGGCAGACAAAGAAGAGCCCGCAGGUUGGAGCACUUCUGGGAGGGGUUCACAGGGUGCCAUAAGAAGUGGAAGGACGCGAUUGAGGAAUGGAAAACGAGUGAAGAGAGCAUGAACAUUGGGUGUCAAUAGAGUCUAUGAGAAGACUUUAAUUU